GCUAGAAAUGGCAAAAUAUCUUUUGAAAAAGGGUGCUAAUGUAAAUGGUGAGAAUACUAACGGGAGGGCUGUCUUGCACAGUGCUGUCGCUAAAGGUGCGCUAGAUAUAGUGAAAUACCUUGUUGAAAACGGCGCUGAUGUAAAUAGCACGGAUAUUGACGGGAGGUCAGUUCUACACAGUGCUGUUACUGAACGUAAGCUAGACAUGAUAAAAUACCUUGUUGAACAUGGGGCUAAUGUAAAUGGCAAGGAUUCUGAUGGGGAGACAGUGCUGCAUUUUGCAGUUAGUGAAGGUACGCUAGAAAUGGUGAAAUAUAUACUUGAACAUGGCGCUGACAUAAAUUGCAAGGAUGCUGAUGGAUGGACCGCCCUCCACGCUUCUGUCGAUACAGGUGCAUUAGAAAUUGUCGAGUAUUUAGUUGAGCAGGGUGCUGAUAUAGCACUUGAAAGUAAAAUCAGCGCUCAUACUCUUGGCACUGACAUCAUGAGAAUGGCUGUUGUAAACAAUUCAGUUGCUUUGGUCAAUCUCCUGUUGCAAAGAAAAAUCGUUGUGUGGAGAGCUGGAAAAUUGCUUGUCGAAGGAAGGCAAAUGAAUCUUCUUGAAUGGAGUAUUUUCCUUGGGCAUGAUGAAAUUCCGACUAUUCUCAAAAGGUCCGUAAAACAUCGUGAAAAAAUUCAGGUGUUGAAAACAACGAACUGCAACCAGUUAGAAAAGAUGGAAAUACCGAUGCAGGCUUUUCUCGCAAAGAGUCAAUUCAAAAUUGGCGACGGUUGUGGUGGUUCACGUGUCUAUGUUGGUCUCAUGAAGGAUGGAAGUGAAGUUGCUGUUAAGAGAAUCUUGGUGCAAAGUGAGGACAAAACAGUUGAAAACGAAAAGGAAAUCAUGAGUCUCAUUGAGACGGAAAACUGUCCAUUUAUAGUGAGCUAUCGUUAUUUUCAUUCUGACGAUGACUUCAUGUAUCUUAUUGUUGAUCUUUGCGAGGAAAACUUGAGGGAACUUGUUCAUGCAUGCAGUAUUAAGCAUCUACAAGAGCAUGGUCCACGAAUGAUUAGGGAAAUUCUAUCAGGACUUGAAUUUCUUCAUGGUAAAGGAGUAUUGCACCGAGAUUUAAAACCUUCAAACGUCCUGGUUGAUAUCGAAGGUCGCAUGAAGUUGGCAGACUUUGGAAUAAGCCGUGUCCUAGAAGACGAUCAAACGACAGUUCAAACAUUCGUGAGAGGCACUCCUGGAUGGAUGCCAUCGGAAGUAACUCAAGCCAUUGAGAAAAAUGAGAAAUGUCGUUUCAAAAGGAAAUCAGAUGUCCAGGUCGCGGGCAUGAUUGCUUUCUACGUCUUAACUAAAGGUGAACACCCUUUUGGUUCUUCCUUUGAUCGAAUGAGAAAUAUUUCGGAAGGGAACUCUGUCAGUUUGAAGAAACUUGGUGAUCGCAAAGCUCAAAAUUUUGUGUCGUGGCUGAUCAAUCAUAAAAUUGAUGAGAGACCUUAUGCUCACGAGGCGUUGAGGGAUCCUUUCGUUGAUGAACAUUGA
Dendronephthya gigantea is the source of this 1528-nucleotide messenger RNA. Its product is annotated as ankyrin repeat domain-containing protein 50-like. The record is from RefSeq and is a predicted model, not a curated record. The coding region runs from base 8 to 1528 and encodes 506 amino acids. Gene Ontology annotation, biological process: IRE1-mediated unfolded protein response; intrinsic apoptotic signaling pathway in response to endoplasmic reticulum stress; protein phosphorylation. The transcript has 3 exons. Gene Ontology annotation, cellular component: IRE1-TRAF2-ASK1 complex. NCBI's taxonomy places the organism in Eukaryota, Metazoa, Cnidaria, Anthozoa, Malacalcyonacea, Nephtheidae. Gene Ontology annotation, molecular function: ATP binding; RNA endonuclease activity; protein serine/threonine kinase activity.